This is a messenger RNA of Cryptomeria japonica (Japanese cedar), 1065 nucleotides long. RefSeq names its product F-box/kelch-repeat protein SKIP11-like. The record is from RefSeq and is a predicted model, not a curated record. Bases 1 to 1065 code for a protein of 354 amino acids. The transcript has a single exon. Gene Ontology annotation, biological process: regulation of phenylpropanoid metabolic process; negative regulation of cytokinin-activated signaling pathway. Gene Ontology annotation, molecular function: protein binding. Lineage: Eukaryota; Viridiplantae; Streptophyta; Pinopsida; Cupressales; Cupressaceae.
AUGGACUUUUUGGAGGAACUUCCAGAGCAAAUAUUUCGAGACAUCUUGGUAAGAGUGCCAUACAAAUCUCAUUUAAAUAUUAAGGAGCUGUUAAAUCCUGCCAAAGAAAUGAUGGAAUGUUUAGAUUUUUAUAGGGAUAGAAUUAAGCUUGGGCUGGCUAAGAAAUAUAUAUGCUUGCUCCAGCGUGUUGGGAUAUCUAUAUACGACCCUGUUGAACAAUCAUGUCAAUUGCUCCCUCAAAUUCCCAGUGGAUUUGAAAUCUUGGGUUUUUCCCAGAUUAUGUGUGUAAAUCAUAAGCUUGUUUUGCUGGGCUUGAAACAUUAUGACACUUUUACUACUAAGAUUCUGAUAUUUGAUUUCGUAUCGAAUACAUGGAAGCAGGGUUCUGAUAUUCACAUAGCAAGAUCCAUGUUUGCAUAUCGUACCUCACCUGAAGGAUCAAUUUACAUUGCAGGGGGACUUGAGAAACAUGUUCCCUCUCGUGAACUCCGUGAAGCAACAGUUUAUAAUGUUGACGAAGACAAGUGGGAGCUUCUUCCUGACUCGCACCAAAAAAUGGGCAUUUGUAAUGGUGUUUUCAUUGAAGGGAUGCUGUAUGUGAUUAGUAUAAUGGGUAAUAGAAUUCAAAGAUUUGAUCCCAACACACGAGAAUGGACAGAAAUGGUAAAUAUACGUUUUCAUAAUUCCUGGUACGACGAUGUUCCGUAUGCGUUUGGACGAUUAUUUGCGUUUGGACGAGUAAGUGCAUGUAGAAGAAAUGGAAUAGAGCAAUAUGAUUGGGAAAAAAAUGUAUUCAGAGAAUUUCAACCUCUCCCUCAACACUUUAUCCAUGUUCGUGCCACAGUGUGGUGUGAUCGAAUUUUCUUGUGCGGAUAUAAUGAUAUUCGUCGGCGACCCGAAUUUUAUAUGUAUAACCCUGAAGCACCUCUCUCUGAGAGGUUAAUUCCUCUUGACGAAUCGAACUUUUCUACGGAAAUAGAAAUGCCUGUCAGAUUGAUUUCUCUCGACGAACCGAACAAAUCUAUGGAAAUGCGUGUUGUAUCUAUUGCUACGAUAGAAAUUUAA